AUGCACGUCGUCACGAAACAGUCUCCGCGGACAAAGAACGCGCCGGCACCCUCAGAUGGAGAAGCAGAGUCCGAUACUUCCGCUCCCACCAUCAACACUUCCUCUGAACAAGACGGCCCUGUCUGGAGAGACCCCCUCGAGAACCCCUCAUUCAUCACCACAAGUCCAACAACAACAAUGUCGCAAGAUGACCUCUACUCAAACUCAUUCUCCAUGGUCCUCCAGUCAUCCUUGCCCCUCACAGACAGACGGUCGUUUGCCUCCCAGCUCGAGGCCUCCCUUCUCGCGUCCAACUUGACUGCGGCUACUACCACUCUGAACUCGGUCGCCUCUUUUUCGUUGUCGUCGCAAUACCUCAGGAGUACUAUCGGCAACAACGACGUGACGACGACCAGUACUACUGAGAGCGACAGCAAGGAGGACAGCAAAGGAGACCUUCACAGUGAAGAGACCAUGAUUACAGCUUCAGCUGUCAAAGAGUUUAGUAAAGCAAAGCUUCGAAAAAAGGACCGUCAGAACCUUUUCAGGCUCGGACACCGUGGCAGAGGACCCGGCCGACGUGGACCCACCGUUCAAGCCGAGCAGGAGAGGUCGCCCCUGGAUUUGAUUCGAGGGGAGAUCGCCAUCUUGAAAAAGUUGAACCACAUCAACAUUGUCAAGCUGUACGAGGUUCUGGAUGUCGCUGCCGAAGACUCGAUGUACAUGGUUUUCGAGCUCUGUGAACUGGGCGCGUUGACGGAGGUCACUGUCGGAGACAAACUGGGCAAGAUAUUCACGGACAGCGAGUGUCGAGAUGUCUUCCAGCAGAUGGUCCUAGGCAUUGAGUAUCUUCAUGAGCACGAUAUUGUUCACAGAGAUAUCAAGCCGGAUAAUCUCUUGCGCUCAGCAGAUGGAACUUUGAAAAUUGUUGAUUUUGGAGUUUCGGAAAUGUUCACCAAGAAGGGCGACGAUACGAUUAAAAAAUCAGCCGGGUCCCCAGCGUUUAUGGCACCUGAGCUCUGUCGCAGCCACGGGGAAGUCUCAGGCAAGCCCACGGAUCUUUGGUCGAUGGGUAUCACGCUGUUCUGUAUUCGUUACGGACGAUUGCCGUUCAAGUCCGGGACGAGUCUUGAGCUUCAAAAGAUGAUCAACGAGAAUGAACCAGAUUUGGGUGAUGAGCAGGAUCCACGGUUCAGGACAACGAUAACUAAAUUGCUGGAGAAGGAUCCAUCCAAGCGUAUCACCCUUGACGAGUUGAGGAAUGAUCCGUGGCUGACCGAUGACGGUCUCGUACCAUUGAUUUCCAAGGACGAAAACACUCAGAAUGCUGUUCUGGAGGUCACUGAGGAUGAUUUGAGAGGAGCUGUCCAACAACUCAAUGGCCUCUUCCGUGUGCUCAAGGCAGUGUACAAGUUCAAGCAGUUGCGAAAGAGUCCAUCGUCUAGGGCAUCGUCGCGCGACAGACGUGAGAUGGCAGCAGAAGAGCCAUCAGACCGUUCACUCUCCCCACCACUUAUCGACAGUCCACCAUCAGAACCUGUCAACGAUAUCUUUAAGCCCGUUGAGAAAAUCUCAGACAGUCUGUUGGCUAAAAUUGACGCCCUGAUCGUUCAAGGGGAUUCCGAGAUGGAGAAUGAUGAUUAG
Messenger RNA from Linnemannia hyalina, 1623 nucleotides. NCBI's taxonomy places the organism in Eukaryota, Fungi, Mortierellomycota, Mortierellomycetes, Mortierellales, Mortierellaceae. The record is from the annotation of a GenBank genome assembly.